AUGGAGGAACCAAAGGAGUCUUUAUCUCGAAGAUUAUCUGGACUACUGGCUGCUUUGCGGAACUCUCACCAUAAGAGGACGAGUUCAAGUAGCAGCUCCUCGAAAUCAAAUGAAGUUGUUCUCUCCCGUAUUUUGGAAGUGUCAUCCGUACCAUCAAAGGCUCAGCAAAGCACGUCCAAGCCAGUCAUUGAAUCAUUGCCAGAUUUGCUGGAGUUCUUGAAGGCAGCAUCAAACCCAAAGAUUCUUCGCGAGGUGAUCGCACGUUUUUUGGAGAACCCCUUGUUGUCAGACAACGACAGGGAUUUAGUGAAAAGGAAGGUGCGUGAAAAAGUCGAAGAAGAGAAGAGAAGAAGAGACGCCAAAAAGUUAAUCACCAAUGCGGGGAGCACCGCCAAAAGUGAAUCCUCUUCACUGGCCCAGCUGUCCUCGAAUGAACCUUCUUCGAGCUCAAUCCCUAAAAUUCAUCUGGAUGACAUAUCUAUUGCGAGCGAGGAGAUCAACAUUGAUGGUGAGCCGAUUGAUCCGGCGGAUCUCCCAACUCCGUAUCCACAAGUCAAUGCACAAUUGCAAGAGGACGUAAAAGAGAAAAUUCGACACAAAGAAUGGGUUGCAACCACGGUGGUUCCUGAUACUUAUUCUCAGUCUGAUCCUCUCGUCAAUUCUGCACAAAUGACCACUAUUGCCCAAAUCUCCACGGAACACAUGCUACUGCAAAAUCCGUUUCUCCUACCAGAUAAUUCCAAUCCAUUCGCAGUACCACCACCUCAGCUUCCUGAGAUCAUGUCAGUCGUCCCUCCUACAAAAUUUCAGGUUCCGCCUCCUAGUGCCGUUAUGGGUAACUUGCCGCAUAAUCAUGGCUCCGCUGGAUUUGGAAGUCGUGAUAUUCUAGCUACACUGGGAGGAAUAGUGGCCUUUGCCCAGUUGGGAAAUAACAUAGCGAACUCGCAACUAUCAGCCCUUCCAACUAAAGCUACUAUUGUGUAUGAAAGAGACAUUAUUCCUAGAUCACCAACACCUCCUCCAACUCCUACCUCUACUGUCGAUCCGCUAUUGCGAUCAGGAGCAAUGGUGCCUGCUUUAAGCGAAACAGGACGUCUCGUAAUACCAGGGGCGCGAAUAUUUCCUAAGCAUGGUACCCAAACUACUUUGGAGUUGCCCACUGUCGAACAUGAAGAGGUUGCGCACGAAGAAUUCUACUACAUGGGAAGGAAAGAGAUAGCUAAAACGAGUGAUAUUGGGGAACGAAAAGUGAAACCCUCUGAAGCUCUUUCCUCAGAUGAUGUUGGAAAAAAAUGCUACAUUCGGCAGUACGCGCUGCGCUACAAUGUGUCUUUUGAAGAAGCCAAAAAAAUCCUCGAAGAAGAAGAAAGGGAGUAUAUGAAUUCGAAAAUGAAGAAAAGGCGUGCUGCUGAAGUCUAUACUAAAGGGUUCGUUCCUCUACCCAAGCAGAAAUAUGCGAAGAAUUAUGAAGAUAGCGAUUGUACUGCUGGAGCUACUCAUGCCGAAGCAUACGAAGAUGGGGGUAGUGAGUUAUGCGAUCGUUCCUCUCAUCACAAGAUUUAUAAGGAAGAGGAGGACCAGCAAGAAUGUGAUGAUCAAAGUUAUUCUGAGUUUUUUCGGGAAAAGGAUCACGUUGUAGAUCCACAAGCUUGCAUCAAGCGGGAUCACUGCAAGAAUGACUACGGCUCUCAUAGUUGCGGUGGCACUUCUCUGGAUCGUCGGAAACGGAGAAGACGAGCUGGGAAAAAACACAAGAAAAGACUUGUUCCUCUGGAAAGGACAAAGUGGUAG
Necator americanus (New World hookworm) is the source of this 1791-nucleotide messenger RNA. RefSeq lists its product as uncharacterized. The transcript is spliced from 19 exons. The record is from RefSeq and is a predicted model, not a curated record. Lineage: Eukaryota; Metazoa; Nematoda; Chromadorea; Rhabditida; Ancylostomatidae. Bases 1 to 1791 code for a protein of 596 amino acids.